UCUCUGUACCUACGUCAGAAUUAAAAAAUAAACCAAUUUCAAAUUAUAAAAUUAAAAAUGAAAAUAAUUUUGUUCUAUGCUUUUUAAAUAAGUACCUCAAACUUAGUUUUAAUGUGAAUCACUAAUAAAAUGGAUACAAAAAAAACAGUUAAAAGUCGUAAGGCUGCAAAAGCCUCAAAAGAGGUCAUCGAACUUUCUGAUUCGGAAAAAAGUUUCUACGAAAGCUCAUUAAAUAACAAAAGGGAAGUGGGUGACGGAGCCCCAGCAGAAAAUGAAUUGGAGACAAAAAAUACAACAAAAUUAAAGGAAGAUGUGGACAAGCCAAUCCAGAGUUUAUAUAUACAUUUCAAAAUAGAUCUAGUUUUUAUAACAUUGCUGCUAGCAGCACUUGGCACAAGACUCUACAAUUUACACAACCCCAGAUACAUUGUGUUUGAUGAAUUACAUUAUGGAAGAUAUGUGACACUAUACACAAAGGGUGUUUUCUUUUUUGAUGCUCAUCCUCCUCUGGGCAAACAGAUGCUUUAUUUUGCUGGAUACCUAGCAGGAUAUGAUGGCAACUUUACAUUUGACAGAAUUGGCUCAGCUUACCCAGAAUCUGUGCCUGUGAAAGCCUUGCGAUUUGUUCCAGCUGUCAGUGGUAGUUUACUUGUUGCAAUUUCAUAUCAACUUAUGCUAGAAAUAUCUACUUAUCAAUCAACUGCUAUACUUGCUGCAGUCUUAGUAUUAUUUGAAAAUUCAUUCCUAGCACAAUCUAGGUUUAUGUUGCUUGAAAGCAUACAGAUAUUAUUUGGUUUAUGGGGCAUAUUGUGUGUCAUCAAAAGCACACGCAUAAGUGGUCCUGGCUCAAUUAUAUGGUUAUGCAUUGGUGCAUUUUCUCUUGGGUGCUGUUUUUCAGUUAAAUAUUCAGGACUAUAUACAUACUACUUGGCAAUAUUCCUAGUCGGUCGUCAAAUGUGGCGACGUAUAAGCAAUACAGAAUCCGUACUAAGACUUGCCCUAUCUGCAUUAUGGAGACUAGUGGUUUUAGUUUGUAUACCACUCGCUGUAUACAUAAGUGUGUUCUACGCUCAUUUGGCGAUGCUGCCUAAAGCGGGGCCGCACGAUAGUGCUAUGACCAGCGCCUUCCAAGCUUCCCUUAAAGGGGGCCUCGCUAGUAUAACAAGAGGACAACCGUUGCAUGUUUCGCAUGGCUCGCAAAUAACACUAAGACAUUCCCACGGCCGUACUUGCUGGUUGCACUCCCACGCGCACGUAUACCCAGUGCGCUAUACAGAUGGGCGAGGCUCCUCCCACCAGCAACAAGUGACGUGCUAUAGCUUCAAGGAUGUCAACAACUGGUGGAUCGUGAAGCGUCCAGACCAGCCUUCUCUGGCCGUGUCGAGUCCGCCCGACGUCAUCCGCCACGGCGAGGUGGUGCAGUUGCUGCAUGGCAUCACGAGCCGAGCGCUCAACUCACACGACGUCGCUGCGCCCGUGUCUCCACAGUCACAGGAGGUAUCUUGCUACAUCGACUAUAACGUGUCGAUGACGGCACAGAACAUUUGGCGGGUUGAGAUCGUGAACCGCGAGAGUGAGGACGCGACUUGGGACAGCAUUCGUUCUCUAGUCAGACUUGUGCAUUUGGAUUCUGGAUCUGCGUUGAGGUUCAGCAGCCGCCAGCUGCCCUCUUGGGGUUUCAAUCAACAUGAAGUUGUGGCGGACAAGGCCGUCACCCACCAGGACACCAUAUGGAAUGUAGAGGAGCAUCGAUAUACUAAAGCGGAAGAUAGGAAGGAACGCGAGCGUGAACUCGUAAGCGCAGAGAUGAUACCCACCGCGGCGACACAGCUGUCGUUCUGGGAUAAGUUCAUGGAGUUGCAGUACAAGAUGGUUACCCACGCGGCCGACGCGCCGCAGGGCCACAUGUUCGCGAGCGAGCCGGUCGAGUGGCCGCUGCUAGUACGAUCCAUUGCUUACUGGCUCUCUCCCAACUCCAAUGCUCAAGUGCAUCUCAUUGGUAAUAUGAUAACAUGGUACGCGGGCACUUUAUCCGUGCUGCUCUACGGAGGCUUACUCGGUCUAUACGCAAUCCGCCAGAGAAGAGCUUACUUCGACCUAACGCCACGCGCCUCACAAAAGUUCUACGACGCAGGCUGCGUACUCUUUUUAGGUUACUGGCUACAUUAUCUCCCUUAUUUCUUUAUGGAUAGAACACUUUUUCUUCACCACUAUCUACCUGCUUAUAUCUUCAAAAUCCUACUCCUGGCCUUUGUUAUAGAUCAUAUCUACUUCACUAUUUGUGUUCAUGAAAGUAAACGGUCGUUUACUAAUAUUUUUAUACUGUGCAUCGCCAUUUGGUUAGCGUAUGUAAUAAUCACAUUCCAAAAGUUCAGUGUACUGAGCUAUGGGAAUACAGAUUUGACGGAAACUGACCUUCUCAAUCUGAGAUGGAAAGAUACUUGGGACUUUAUACUGCACAAGAAAAAGUAAAUUUUCAACUACAGUAAUAUAAUAAGACUGUUUUGGUAAUUCUUUUAUUGACUUGUUUUAAAUGAAACAUAGAUAAUACUCACAUUUCACGGCUCUAUCGCUGUUUUUGACUCGGUUGUUUCAUAUAGAUAGGAUAUGUGGUGUAAAGUAAUUUUUUUUGUGAGGGACCAAUAGUUUUAACGUUAAGUAAGACUUAAUCUUAACAAUUAUUCAUGGUUAAUUCAACAUCUAAGAAUGCUCCGGUUUCGGAGUGAAACGUGAGUAGAGGCUACAUUGCCGAAGAUCUGUUUGGUGUGGAGUAUAAGGAUUAAAGAAAUUAUAAAUUACACCAUACAAAUUCUCCUGCUUUUCGCGGACUGUAGCAAAUUAAGCUUAAUUUUCAUAAUAUAUCAUGGUUUUCCGCAAAGUAACGCCUGCUUCUAUCCAAUAUAGACAAAGUCUUCUUUAUUUGAUGAGAAGAUAUUUAACUACGCACACAUUUCACCGCUCUAUUGCUGACUUUUACAUUAUAGAAUAUGUGGUGUAAAGUAUAAUUUUAUGUGAGGGACCAAUAGUUUAAACGUUAAUUAAAAGAGAAGAUGGUCUUCUUUAUUUGACGAGUAGAUUUUUUUUGCACAAACACCUACAAACAAACUAAAUCAGUACAAACAAAAUUGGUUCUUUAUAUAGCAUGGUUGUUUGUUAAAAAUAGUUUUUUUAAACCAGCGGAAAUUAUGAAAUACCUAUGUUAAGGUUGGCGUUGACUGACCCGCAUUGGACGCAUGAGAUAUUCAUCAAUCUCAUAUUAUAUUUCAUCAAUAUUACAGAUGUCAAGUCAAAAAAUAAUGUUAUGUAUUAAAACAUGCUCACUAUUUACACACAUCUACAAGUUAAGAAAAUAAAAGAACAGGAACAUAUAGAUAAAAGUAGAGGAAAAAUCUGUUUUAUCUGCUUUUAAAGAUAUCUGCCAUGCAACCUAAGAGUCAGGACAAACAUAUAUUGAAGUAUGUCUUGAAAUUUUACAGUUGUACAAAUUGUAUGUAAUAGUAGAUCGUUCAACGAGGGGGUAAAGAAAUGUUUAACGUUAUAAGAAAACGAAGGAUUUUAGAGUAACUCCUGAGCGUAGCAAGGGUGUUGUAUCAGAAUCCUUAGUAAAGCGAGGAUUUUAAAGACGCCCAAAACGAAGGCAGCUUUUCCCCUAAGUUGAAUAAGUACUCCACUUUUCACACCUCGCGAGGCAAUACAAUCAAGUUUGGAGGCAUUUUGUUUCAAUAUUUACUCUAUGGUUCGGCUUCAUAGGCUCUGAUUGUUGAUUGUCAGGGAUUAAGCGUUAAAGCAAUAUUAGAAUAUACAGAUAUAUUAGGAUACGCCGUGCGCGAUGUUCCUUAUUCAAAUCAUAAUAAUCCUUCCCUAGGGACUCCAGUACAACUUUACCUACCCCCUAACCCUAUAGGAUAUAUUGACGUACUUGACCUUUCAAUACUAGGCUAUGCAGUUAGGCAUUGUUGAGCUAGUAAUUUACAUACGGGCCAGUCGACGAGUACCUUUAGGUAGAUUUUCGUUAUAAAUUAGGUAAAUAUAGAGAGCUUAAACUUAUAAGGCAAUAUCACAGUAUAGCUUUACAUAUUAUUAUAAUUAAAUGUAUAUUUAAAACUGUUUAAUUUUAAAACGGUGCUACUGCCAUAAUCUAUCACAAUUGUUACAUUUUAAUUUAUUUUAAAUCUCUUAAAGUUCUUAUGUCACAAUUUUUAGUAAGUAUAGUAUGUAAGAGUAAAAUGUUAUAUAUGUGUAUGUUGUAUUUCAAUUUACCAGUUGUGCGCAAAAUAAAUUAGACAAAAAACAAAACUUUGGAUUAUCGACCGAGGUACUCGGCACUGCUGAAUACAGAUCACACUCACACUUAGCAAAUCGGUAUACUUCAAGAUAUAUUUCGGAGAGUAUUAAAAACUAUUAUUAGUAUCCACUAGCUUAUCGUUAUAUUAUAAAGCUCUAAAGUUUUAAACUGUACACUGUGUACAGAAAAUAUAGCUUCGGGAUUCCACCAGUGCUUUGCUAAAAUAUUUUCUAAAGUCAUGUUUGUUUUGAGUACAACGAUAAUAAAACAACAACAUCAACGAAAUAAAUACUUACAGAUACAUUUAUAAAUACUAUUUUUUAUGUUUGAAAUAAGUUUUUUUAUAAUGUUGUAUUUUAUUGACUGAAUAUUGAUUCCGUCCAUGGAUGAUGAUUAAAAAUUUAUACAUUU
Molecule: messenger RNA, 4696 nt
Organism: Pararge aegeria (speckled wood butterfly)
Lineage: Eukaryota; Metazoa; Arthropoda; Insecta; Lepidoptera; Nymphalidae
Gene: rt
Product: protein O-mannosyltransferase 1
Exons: 9
Coding region: 130-2472 (780 amino acids)
Biological process (GO): protein O-linked glycosylation via mannose
Cellular component (GO): membrane; endoplasmic reticulum
Molecular function (GO): dolichyl-phosphate-mannose-protein mannosyltransferase activity
Source: RefSeq, a predicted model, not a curated record